Messenger RNA from Fundulus heteroclitus (mummichog), 1563 nucleotides. RefSeq names its product interleukin 1, beta. The record is from RefSeq and is a predicted model, not a curated record. Gene Ontology annotation, molecular function: cytokine activity. NCBI's taxonomy places the organism in Eukaryota, Metazoa, Chordata, Actinopteri, Cyprinodontiformes, Fundulidae. Gene Ontology annotation, biological process: neutrophil activation; positive regulation of gene expression; inflammatory response. The transcript is spliced from 6 exons. The coding region runs from base 1 to 789 and encodes 262 amino acids.
AUGAUUUCCUCAUCCCCAUACGAUGCCUCACUAACAUAUUUGAUCUCUUUUUUUUUUGCCAUUAGCUCAGCUGAGUACACAUUUCCCUUCAGUGAUUUGGAGGAUGUAAGGACUGAGAUCUUUGAGCUCAGCAGUGACCUGGACCUGAGGGUUACCCACAACAGGAAGACCAUGAAAAGUGUAGCUAACCUGGUGCUGGCUGCGAACAGGCUGAAAAAGUCCCUGUCUCAGUUUAACAGCAAUUAUGAGCUCUGCAGCGCCAUCAUGGACUGUGUGGUGGAAGAAACCGUUUUUCACAAAUGCUGGAACUCCUUUCAGCGUUUCAGCUGCUGGAAACAGCUGACGCUGUGUGAUAAAAACCAGAAAGAUUUCAUCCUUAAUCUAAAGCGGUCAAAGCUGCAGGCCGUCAUUCUGAAAGGCGGAUACGGUGAUUGCAAAGUGAGCUUUGAAAUGUCCAGCUACAGACCUCCCCCCAAUUCCAGUGCUGACUGCAUGGUUGUACUCUUAUCAGUCACCAAGGACCUGCAUAUGUCUUGCUCUAAGACAGAUGAUAAAGUUCUGCUGAACUUGGAGGAAUGCAGCGAGGAGCGUUUAAAGGAGAUCAGCAAAGAAGAAGACAUGGUUCGCUUCCUUUUCAACAAGAGCGGCACGGUGUCUCUGUACACCUUCGAGUCAGUGAAGUACCCCGGCUGGUUCAUCAGCACCUCCUCUGAGGACAGUGAUCAGUCGGUGGAGAUGUGCCAGAUAGACGCUGCGUCACGCGUCACCUCCUUCAAAGUCCUCGCCUGAGGAGUAUCUAAGGGACUAUGGUAUCUAGUACGUCACCACUGGAUAGAGCAACAAUCUAAUUAUUUCAUGGGGUUGUAGUUGAGCUAUACUAUCAAUCUCAGGUAUUAAAAAAACUAUUUAAAGGAAAACCUCAGGUGAAAACAAAAGAACUUUUUUUUCUCUGUUUUCACUGGUGGGAAAUCAUGUAAGGGGAUAGUCCUAAAAUAACUAAUGUAAUGCUCUUCUUUAGCAUCUAGACUCACUUAAGUCAGUAUUUUACAUUUAUAGAAGUUAAAACAAAAAAGAUUCUAAAGGAUUUCUUCUCUUAUUUUAUGAAUGUGUUAUGCUACCUGCUUUAUAGAAAGUUAUAUUUAUGCAUUUGGAGACGCUUUAAUCCAUAACAAUUUGUAAAUAUCGCAACACAGUUUAUAUCAAAGCCAAUGACAAGCUACGUAGAAGGAAGACCAGUAGUCAGGUGCAGAGGUGACGGUGUAAAAUAGAAUACAGGUCUGCACCAGAAAGAGAUGAAAUAAAGGGGUUAGGGGAUGCUAAACUGGGUCUUCAAAAGUUUCUUGUAGUCAGACCCUGUUCUGGAAGAGCUCAGCAGGUCUUUUCGCCAGCGUGGAAUGACACAGGAGCUAGAGGAGCUGUUUUAAACCCUUUCUGAUGCGUUGGCUUUUAAGGUUCUGUUCCUGUCGCACUUAAAAUCUGUAACAAAACCUCUUCAUUGUAGUAGAUCUAAUUUAACAUGCAAUGUGAUUUAUGGUAAUGUCAGAAAAUAAAGGUUCAUAUUCU